AUGCCAAAACAAUUCUUCACACACAUCAGAGAAGACUUUUCUAAAUGUGACUUACUCAUCCUGAGUGGCACAUCACUUAAUGUUCAACCAUUUGCAUCACUUGUUGAUCUCAUCCAACCCACAGUUCCGAAAUUCAUAAUUAAUAGGAGAAAUUACCAACAAGAGAAAAAGCAAAAUUUCAUUAUCAAUUUCAUUGAGAAGAUGAUCAACCCAUACAGAGAUCUACUAUUAAUUAGUGGAGAUUUGCAGGAAUCAUCUAAUGAAAUUGUCAGAAGAAUCGGAAAGAAAGAUGAAUAUCUUGCUCUUAAGCAAGAACUCCUUUACAACUCCAACAGAGUUAGAGAUCCAAUAUUCAGUCAAACCCUUAGUAAGGUUUCUUAUAACCCUACUCCAUCUAGUACUUAUGUUAUGUAA
Trichomonas vaginalis G3 is the source of this 414-nucleotide messenger RNA. RefSeq names its product cellular response to caloric restriction. The record is from RefSeq and is a predicted model, not a curated record. NCBI's taxonomy places the organism in Eukaryota, Parabasalia, Trichomonadida, Trichomonadidae. Bases 1 to 414 code for a protein of 137 amino acids. The transcript has a single exon.